AAGAAAUGGAGAGGGGGAGGGAAGAAGAUAAACAUGUAAAAGGUGUGAUAUGUGUGGUCAGUGAUCAGCUGUGAAGCUACAGUCUUUAGCAGUCAUGGGUCCUGCGCUGAUGCUGCUUGUGCUGACCCUGUCCAGCCUGUCUCAGCCUGCAAGAGGGGGCCUCCUGGAUGUCUUUACUGAUAUUGCAGAUGCUCUGGAUGACUAUGUCUACUAUGACUUUACUGAGGAUCCGUCGGUGGUGUCUGAUUAUGACUUAGGCUGGCUAACAGAUCUGUUUGACGAGACAAAUGAGUGUGAACCCAAUCCCUGUUUGAAUGAUGGUAGUUGCAAACUGAAGGGCAAUGGUGGUUACACAUGCUCCUGUGUACCACCAUACUCUGGCAAGAAGUGCGAGAAAUUUGUAAAUCACUGUAAGAAAGUCAACUGCGGCGGCGGUGAGUGUGUACUCAUAAAGGCGGCUCCUUUCUAUGAGUGCAAGUGCAAAGCCCCAUUUCAACCCCCAAACUGCAAGAAAGCGGCAGCCUGCAAACCCAACCCCUGCAUAAAUGGUGGAACUUGCCAGAAGGGACGAACCAGAAACAAGUUUACCUGCCUCUGUCCUCCUGGCUAUAGUGGAAAGUUCUGCCAAGUUGGCCCAGGUGACUGCUAUGAAGGAGAAGGAGAGUCAUACCGGGGGUUAAUGAGUGAGACGGUGGAGGGUGAUGACUGUCUGCCCUGGAACUCUCACCUCGUCCCCUUCCAUAACGUUGAUCUGAUGGAUGGCUUAGGCGCUCACAGCUACUGCAGAAAUCCUGAUGGAGAGACCGCCCCCUGGUGCUUCACCAGGGUAAAGAAGAAGGCACUCUGGGAGUUCUGCAAUGUGACCAAGUGCUCUGAAGGCACAGCCUUACCCACGGUACCAGUCCUUCCUGCACCCACCAACCCUUCAAGUAGCCAGGAUCCCCCCAGGCAGCAGUUUGCCCAGUGCGGCAAGCCCCAGCCUGGCAGCAUGACCUCCAGGAUCUUCGGGGGCAAUAAGGCCAUGCCGGCGGCCCACCCCUGGCAGGUCUCAAUGCAGGUCAGGCGCAAGCGCACCAGGGAUGACUUCGGACACAUGUGUGGAGGAAUCCUCAUCGACUCAUGCUGGGUCCUCACAGCCGCUCACUGCAUUAACAGGAUGGAUGAAAUGCAGGUGGAGGUGGGUGGUGUCAUGCUGGAGAAGAAGGAGGACUCGGAGCAGAUCAUUCCCGUGGAGGACUACAUAGUUCAUGAGAACUACAAGGAGACAAAAGAUGCUCUGUUCAAUGACAUAGCUCUGCUGAAACUGAAGGGUGCGAAGGGCCAGUGCGCCAGAGAGACCAGGUUUGUAAAGACAGCCUGCCUGCCUACCGGCCCCCUCCCAGACUCCACCGAGUGCUUCAUAUCAGGAUGGGGGGAGACAGAGACAGAGUAUUACAGUACGAGGCUUCUGGCAGCCAAGGUGCGUCUGAUCUCCCAGCAGCGCUGCACAGCUCCUGAUGUCUAUGGUGACAGGCUGGACGACAGCAUGAUCUGUGCUGGGAAAAUGCAGGGAGGAGUGGACACCUGCCAGGGUGACUCUGGGGGUCCUCUGGUGUGUCAGAAGGAUGGGGUCCACUAUGUCUACGGCGUGGUUAGCUGGGGUGAUGCCUGUGGUUUGAAGAACAAACCUGGAAUUUACGCCCGAGUCAGCAAGUUUAUCGACUGGAUCAACUCCAAAAUGCAAAACGCCUGAAUCUGUGUUAGAAGGGUGUGUGUGUAGGCUGGGGGCCGGGGUCAGUGAACCAGAGAAAAGAGAUCAAUAUAGAAUUAGCUGACCACAGUAACAGGCCAGCAUGAAGUGUGUGUGUGUGUGUGUGUGCAAACACUCUUAAUUGUCAUGAAGCCACAUGUUAAUUUUCCCUGUGAUGUAAUGUGUAAAAUGAAUAAUGUGAAUAUUAUGAACAGAUGUUGACAAUCAAUCUGAAAUAAAUAAAAAAAAUGUUACAAAUAAA
Molecule: messenger RNA, 1991 nt
Organism: Clupea harengus (Atlantic herring)
Lineage: Eukaryota; Metazoa; Chordata; Actinopteri; Clupeiformes; Clupeidae
Product: factor VII-activating protease-like
Biological process (GO): proteolysis; blood coagulation
Molecular function (GO): calcium ion binding; serine-type endopeptidase activity
Source: RefSeq, a predicted model, not a curated record